AUGUCAAUUGCACUCGAAAACGGUGCGGCAUCGGCGGCGUCGGAGGGUUCCUUGCUGGGGCUCAUACGACGUCAGCUGGUGAAGCCAACGGACCUGCCGAAGGAUUUGCGCCUCGAUGGCCAGGUUGCCAUAGUCACGGGCGGCAACGGGGGCUUGGGCUUCGAGGCGUCGCGCCAUCUCCUUCGCCUAGGGCUCUCGCACCUCAUCAUAGGCGUGCGGUCCAAAGCGAGGGGUGACGACGCCGCCACGAGCCUUCGCAAGGAAUUCCCAUCGUCAAAGGUGUCUGUGUUGAUCCUCGACAUGGAAUCAUACGACUCGUGCCGCCGCUUUGCAGACCAGUGCGCUGGGCUGCCGCGGGUCGACAUGGUGGUACUGAACGCCGGCGGCAUGAGGACACCGUUCGCCACUGUGCCGGAGACAGGACACGAGGCCACCAUGCAGGUCAAUUACUUCUCGACCGCGCUUCUCUCCAUCCUGCUCCUUCCGGUCCUCAAGGCGAAGAGAAACAACCACAGCGCCGAUGGAAAGUCGCGGAAUCCCCCUGUUCUCAGCAUCGUGGGAUCUGACAUCAUGUGGUCAACCAAGGUCGAGACCGUGGGGCCGAUCCUGAAGCAAUUUGACGAGUCCAAAGAAUUCGCCCAGCCGCGCUGGUACGGCACGUCAAAAACGCUACUGGCGCUCUUUGUCUGGAGCCUAUCCGAGCUGGUCAGCCCGGACGCGGUGGUCGUCAACCUCGUCAACCCGGGCAUGACAGGCGGCACCAGCUUUUUCGACAGGGAGUCCUUCCUUGUGCGCAAGGUUGUCGCCGUAAUGCAACUCCUGCUGGCCCGAAAGGCAGAUGUAGCAGCGACGACGUACGUGGAUGCAGUUGCCGCUCGGGGAAAAGACAGCCACGGGGCGGUUUUGAGCGACUGGACGGUCAAGCCGUACCCGAGCAUCUGCUACACGCCAGAAGGCCUGGCAUUUAGGGAUCGUCUGUGGGAAGAGACAAUGGAGGAGCUGAAUUCGUAUGGGGCAUCCAAAAUUGUCGCAGACCUUGAUGCCAAUCAUUGA
This is a messenger RNA of Diaporthe citri, 1053 nucleotides long. RefSeq lists its product as uncharacterized. The record is from RefSeq and is a predicted model, not a curated record. The coding region runs from base 1 to 1053 and encodes 350 amino acids. The transcript is spliced from 2 exons. NCBI's taxonomy places the organism in Eukaryota, Fungi, Ascomycota, Sordariomycetes, Diaporthales, Diaporthaceae.